GAAUACUCGUCCAAUCAGUGGAUGAAACCCCAGCUGCUCUUGAACGAUCUUCGCCAUCUUUGCGAUGAGUUGCUCUCGAAACCCUGUGUGUACAACAACAAGUGACAUGGAUGUCGCGGUUAAAACCCAAGUGGCCGAGCUUUAUCUUAAAGUUGGCCUCCGGCUUGCUGGCCUUCAAGAUCUUGCUUUCGUCUCGUUGAGAUUUGUCUUGUUUUAAAUACAAUUUUCGGGUGUGAUGCUUCUCCGCCUGCGCAUAUGAGCUCGGUUGGCAAACAUGUCGAGAAACGGGACAAGGUACAAUCCUGUUCCUGGACGGACUACAACUGGUAUCAGCGAGAUUUCUCCCAUUCCAAGGAAGACUGUGGGUAGCAGGGCCUUACCAAAUGAGAAGAACGGCAUCAAAUACCGCACAGUCCCUCUAGAGACAGAGAGUUACCCCAGCAAUGUUUCCCUCAUAUCGAGAGAGAUAGCGGGCUCAGGCCCAGCACAGAAUGAACCUACUUUAAUCACGUCCAGCUGGGGGAUCGGAUGGAAGAUACCAGCUUUGAUGACUGCAAACUACUGUUUUGCUCUCGGGAUCGCUGUCGCUCAUUACCUUCUUUUCCACUAUAUCGACCGGAAACCUGCAGACGGGGCUCACCCGUUGGUCCGUCAAUCAUAUGUCGCAACCACUUCUAACAUUCUGUCCAAUGCUUUCGGAUUUGCCAUUCGCGGAUCCAUGGCCGUUGCCUUCACUCAGUAUCUCUGGCAUCUCCUACGAGCCUACUCGAUGAAGGUAUCGACCAUUGAGCUACUGUUCUGCCUGCGGACAAAUCCUGUCCACCUUUUCAAAUAUACCGCAUAUGCAGCGACUCCCUCUUUGUGUGCUUUGGCGAUUUUCAUAUGGGGCACGCAGGUGGUGACAGGCUUUCCCCCAGGUGCCAUCAGUGUGAUCACAAGCCAGGCGAUCCACUAUAAGGUCAUGCCGGCUCCCUCAUUCAACGCAUCCUUUAUGGGAAAUGGCUCUGGAGUUGAGGCGCAGAAGUUCGCAUUGAUGCCAAUAGAACUUGGGGAGGACACGAACUCCUUCAGAAGAGCUAGCAUAGCUAAUGCAGCUUACGAUAACCUCCUCCUUCGAAUGACAUACCAAGUCAUGGUCAGCGGGGAGGCUCUUCCAAUGCCGUCAAUCUGUGGAGUCAACUGCAGCUAUAUAAUGGAAUUUGAAGGUCCAUACCUUGGCUGCGAGCAUUCCACGUCGGCAGAUUGGCACAACACAACAUUUUACGAAACUGAUGUGGGCCUGGUGGGCAACUUGAGUAUGAACAUCUACCAAGCGUCUGUUUAUGACCCUGGCAAAAUUGCCGGCCCAGGUCCCCCUCUUCCAAACAAAGGAACCUACUCUGCCAACUACUAUAACGGCACGACACUUUACCCACUGUUGGCCAACGAAGCCGCCUUGACCGAUAGUUCAAACACAUCCGUUCUAGCCCUGUCAGACAACGUGAAAUGUAGUUUUCAGCGUGCCAAGUACACUAUUAACCACCAAUACAUCAACAGCGUGCACUCCAGGAGCAUCAUCGCAGAACCAAUCGACAAACUCGUCAAUUUGAUUCCCCCCACCUAUGAAAACACGAUAUCCGUCCCUGGGAUUGGGCUUCCCAAAGGAUUCGACUUCGGAACCACUCCAGCAAACUGGAGCGACUCUGCGAAAGCUGUAUAUCGCGAUCUGCAGCAUUGCCAGAUCAUCGAUUCUAUGCUAUACUACAUCGAUGGGAACUUCACAGGCUAUCCAUCUCCAACUGCCAAUACCAUGAACAGCACGACAACGCCAGGAUUCAUGGAAGGAAUUGGAUGGAGCAAUUCCGUCAGUGGCACAGCAUCUGUACCAGCUAGAGCCGACGGUAUCCAAGGGGUCAUCAUCGAGCGGACCCGCUUCAACACUGCCUUCGACAAUCUCCAGCCAGUUGCCGACUCAGGAAAGCCACAAUUCAUCGUCAACCAAACAACUCUCAAUGACCAAUUGAUAAACAUCACUAUGUCAGUGAUGAUGGCGUACAACCAAUGGUCCACACAAGUCAACGCCACAGUCAUCGACUCCGUGAACGUCUACUCCUUCUCGCAGCCCCUAGUCCUCAUCCUCCCCUACUUCAUCACCCUUGCAGCAGCACUCCCCUUCAUCAUUCUGGGCUUCGCAGCGCUGAUCCGCAACGGCGUGUCCGCCACCGACGGCGGCUUCAUGCAAAUCAUCGCCACGUCCACUGGGAGCGCGGCUCUCGACCGUGCUGCGGCCGGGGGCUGCCUGGGAGGAGACGAAAACGCGCCGCGUGAGCUCAGGGAGCUGAAGAUCCGGUUUGGCGAGUUUGUGGGGAGAGGGGACGCAGGUGUUAAGAGGGCUGGGUUCGGCGUUGACGGGGAGGUUAAGCCUUUGAGGAAAGGAGCGCAAUAUGGCAUCGCUAGAUGGCUAUGAAAAUGCGAUACAAGAGCGGGAGGACGGCGAGAAGGUUGCCUUGCAGGACUCGCCGGCUCGCAGUGGCCACCAAGGACCAUUUUUCGAGGCACGGGCUGGAGGUUCCGUUUACCAACCGCACCUGCCACUUGACACGAUUUCCGGCCAGGGAUCUAAACUUCAGCCCCUAUCCAACCCCGCUCCCGGGUUUGACGUUUGAAAAUAUGAACUUUAUUAAAAGCUUGAUUUAGACUUGUCGGAAGCUGGGGUUUUUUUGGUUACGCGCGGCGGGCUGGUGUGGCAAAAACUCACGUGAUAGAAAAAUGUCACUGUCACAUGACCUAGAGAAAUAUUUGACCGGUAGCCGGAGGCUUAAGGGGGGGUCAGGGGGUCCCCCCUAAGAUUAAAGACUAUUAUCUUACCUCUAAGGGUAUUAAAAGAAUGCGCUCUCUUAAAGAGAGAAAAUCUGGCU
Molecule: messenger RNA, 2897 nt
Organism: Hyaloscypha bicolor E
Lineage: Eukaryota; Fungi; Ascomycota; Leotiomycetes; Helotiales; Hyaloscyphaceae
Exons: 5
Coding region: 275-2446 (723 amino acids)
Source: RefSeq, a predicted model, not a curated record